Messenger RNA from Sebastes umbrosus (honeycomb rockfish), 2294 nucleotides. RefSeq names its product P2Y receptor family member 8 (gene p2ry8). The record is from RefSeq and is a predicted model, not a curated record. NCBI's taxonomy places the organism in Eukaryota, Metazoa, Chordata, Actinopteri, Perciformes, Sebastidae. Gene Ontology annotation, molecular function: G protein-coupled receptor activity. The coding region runs from base 246 to 1289 and encodes 347 amino acids. Gene Ontology annotation, cellular component: membrane. Gene Ontology annotation, biological process: positive regulation of Rho protein signal transduction; phospholipase C-activating G protein-coupled receptor signaling pathway. The transcript is spliced from 3 exons.
CUCCAUGCUGUGAGUGAAUUUCAGACAUGUCAUUUCCAAGACUGAAUCUAACGAGGGUGGCAGUUGCUGCAGCCUAUGAAGAUUGUCACAUGAUCCAUUUCCUCUCUCAGGAACUGUAACACGUUCAGAUCUCAUUUCCUCAGCAGCCACAAUAUCAACACCUUCAUCUGCAACUGCCACUCAUAUGCCUGUACCUGCCUGUUGUCUCGUCUGCCUCCGUGUUCAUAGGGGACCUCUCACAGCUGAUGAGAAGCCAUUCCCGUCCAGUCAUGGCGGAGAAUAACACCUUCAAACUAGACAACGCCACCCGGGACAUGUUGUUGAAUGUAAACGCCAGCAUAGUCACCUCCGUCAUCUACAUGUUCGUCACUGUCAUCAACCUGGUAGGAAAUGGCCUUUCCAUGUGGCUCCUCAUCUUCCGUACCUCCCCCAAGACCCCCUCCAUCAUCUUCAUGAUUAAUCUCACCCUCACCGACUUGGCCGUUGGCGCUGCCCUGCCCUUUCAGAUCGUCUACCAGCUCCAAGGAUACGACUGGAAUCUGGGAGCAAAGAUGUGCAGCGUCCUGUCCCUUGUCUUCUACACCAACAUGUACUGUUCCGUCCUGACCAUGAUGGCUAUUGGAAUUGACCGCUACCUGGGCGUCGUCAGGCCCAUGCAGAUCAGACUGACCAGGUUUAGAAAGCCCAUCGCUGUCUUCUGCUGCCUCCUCAUGUGGGGUUUGGUCCUGACUGUUCUGUCCCCGCUGAUGACCACAGACCUGACCUUUUACAUUCCUGAACUCAGGAUUACCACAUGCUUUGACAUGCUGAAGAGAGACAUGCUUCCGAACAAGGCUGCUUGGGCGGGCUUCGUCUUAAGCAUGGUGUUCGUCCUCUUCCUCUUCCCUUUCUGUGUCACAACAUUCUGCUAUGUCAGAGUCAUACGCAAACUGGCCAGAGAUUCCAGGACAGCCCAGAAAAAGAGAGCGAUACGUCUUGCCGUCAUUGUCCUCCUGGUCUUUACCUUGUGCUUUGCUCCCAGCAACAUCCUCCUGUUAGUUCACGCUGUGCUGAAACUCUUCUAUAAGAAGUCUUUAUACAUGGUCUACAAACUGUCUCUCUGUUUAAGCUGCUUGAAUAGCUGCCUCGAUCCGUUCAUUUACUACUUUGCUUGCAAGGAUUUCAGACAAAAGUUGAGACAGAUAGUUAACCUGCAGACCCUGAGUAGUGUGGACGCAACGAAGAUGGAGCAUAAAGAUAGUCUGUACACAGGACAUUCGGAGAGAGAACCCGGCGACACCGUAGCAUAGAGAUACGUAAUGAGAGGAAGAGAAGGAAAAGUAAGUGACAAAGGAAGUGAGAGAAAGAUAGCAAGUGUGUUAAGGGUUUCCCUGAGUGUGUCAAGCUCUUAUAAUGUCAAACAAUUUCAAAAUCAUUUUUACUUCAGUUUUUUUUUGUGCACCACAGAACAAACUAACAUGGAGAGCAGCUGAGACUUUUUUGCUAACUUAAUCAUUAUUCUUGCAUCGCCCUACUCGGUAUGUGUUAUUUUAAAGUAUUAAAAAAACAUGUGUAUUGUAUAUGUAUUUUAAUAUCUGCCACAAGUAUGCAUAUAUGUAGCGAGAACAAGUGCAAAUACAAUGUGAAUAAAAUCUUUGUAUUAUAUAAGCCUUCUCUAACUGAACAUUUGAGCAUAAAGAGAGUUUGUACUCGUCACAUUGCGCUUUGAAAGGUUCAGAGAGAGAGGGCACGGUACACCAUGGCCUAGAAACACGGAAUGAGAGGAAGAGAAGAAAUAGUGAGGGAAAAGGAAGUGAGAGAAAGAUAGCAGGUGUGUUAAGGGUUGCCCUGAGUGUCAAGUUCAUGCCAUGUCAAACAAUUUCAAAAUCAUUUUUACUUCCGCUGCUGGGAAUUUUUUCUUCCUUAAUCAUUAUUCUUGCUUCCCCCUACACGGUAUGUGUCAUUUUAAAGUAUGAAAAAACAUUGUAUAUGUGUUUUAAUAUCUACAUUUUAAUAUCUGCCACAAGCAUCCCAAACAGUUAUUUUCUGUUAUUUUAUGUAGCAUGCACAAGUGAAAAUACAGUGUGAAUAAAAUAUUUGUAUCAUAUAAGCCUUUUCUAACCGAACAUUUGAACAUUUAUAACAUGAUCUCUGUACAUAUCUCUGUAAAUAUCUGUAGGCUAUACUGUGUUUAACUAUGCAUUGGUCUUGUUGACCUUUUGACCUUUUUAACUUCUGUCAAGUUCCUCCUGUUGUUUUUUUGUUUUGCUUUGUUUUCUUCCUCUACAAAAAUAAAUGUACUAUUGUUAUUAUUA